AUGGAGGAGACUGUGCGGUCUUUGCUUCAAUACAAAAGCUGCGUGGAAACUCUGAAGCAAGAGAAAGCUUCUUUGUCAUCUGCUCUCGAGACGUCAGCAGCGCACUACCAGAGCCAACUGACGACGCUGAGCGCGGAAAACGAACGGCUGCGAGGACAGUUGUCCGCGUUGUCCGCCGGCCUCGGUGGCGACCAGGAGCGGCGCCUCGACGAUGUUGCGCAGCAGGUUGUGCGGGCGCUACUGUCGCAGAAGAGCGUCCGCGAAGAGUUGUGCUGUGCUAGAGCGCGUGUUCGCGAGUUGGAAGCACAGAACCGCGCGCUAAGCGCACUGCUGGUGCGGCAACUGCGGCCGCAGCCCCGCCCGUCGCCCGCCACGCCGCACACGCCGCACACGCCGCACACGCCCAAAGACUUACAAGUUCACGUGGUGGAGGUGGGGUCCUGUGGGUCGCUGGUGUCGUUCCGCGACUCGCCGCCCCCGUCCCACCCGCACCCGCUCUGUCACGACGACAAGCGUCGCCAUCAGAUCCUCGCCGACAUUUGGACCGAGCUCAAGGGUCUAGAAGUGACGCCGGCGAACCUGGCGCGUGCUCUGUCUGCAGUGGACCCGACUCUGUGGGCUCCGCCAGCUCGACCCGCCACUUUGAGUCUCAACAUGCAGCAGCCUUGUACUGACGCAGUAAAGGGUGCCAGUGAAGAGAAAGCAACAGAGGAAGAAAGCGGCGAAGUAGGCGAGGCGGGGGCCGAGUCACCUGAAAGUGGCGCCAAAGAUGAAGGUUACUCUACCAUGUCCAGCGACGUGCAAGCUGACGCAUCGCGACAGAGUGACCACGCAGCCGACAGAGCCCUGCCCGAUCUCAAUGAAGCCUCAGACGAAACUGAUAACCAAACUAUAGUCUCAAUUAAUCCUCGUGAAUCUCGACGACAUGCGCGCAUGCUGGCCGAUGCUGAUUAUAUAUAUUUUCCAGUAGGUGUAGCGUUCGCUGGAGUCAGAGGCAGCUAUCCCCCCUCACGACCCGUCCUUCCUUUUCAACAUGUCGUAAGGAGCUUUUCUGACUCACAUCUCUGCUUGAAACUUAUAGCAGGAACAACCUGCUCUACUAGCUGUCUAGACAGCCCAAGUCCGAGCUCAGGAGUUUUAGUAUUGGACUUAAAACCGGCGCCUGAAAGACCUUUAAGAAGGCCCGCAAUAGCUUCGACGACAAGUUCGGAAAGAGUUUCGUGGGGCAGCACUGUUGAUGAACGAGCUGACGGUUCCCAGUUUGACGCCGAUUAUGUACAACAUUGGCUAGAACUUGAUGAUGCAAGAUCGGCACUGCAACAAAGACAUCGAGACAUAGCAGAUUUAGAAUAUGAUAGAGCUGAAUUAGAAGACUGGAGCUUAUCGCUAUCGUGUGAAGAUCUUAGAGAUAGACAAUCCCCUUUUGCUGAAAUAACAACACCUGGUCAAAUAUCACUGUCCACCUUGCCGAGUAUUAGAGAGGAUGAUGCUUUAGAAUUAGAAGAAGACGUCGGGGAUUGUUUGUGGAAUGAUUGUGGAUUUGCAACGAUAGAAAUCGACGAAUGUAAAAUGACUGACGAUCCUGAUAACGCGGAAAAGAGAUGGGAGUGCUCUGGAACACAUUCGCCUGGAGGUUCCUGGUCAAGCGCUUCGGAUGCCCCUGAAAAACGUUCUAGUACGGCGUUAAGCGAAGACGGUGAUUGCACUAAUAUCGGUCUAGAUUUCACAAGAGACUUUUACCGUCUCGUCAAAUAUGAGAGCACUAAAAGUCUAGCAUCUAAUUCUUCUAGAGGUAUUCCAUCUCAAGAUCCGGGCAGCCAUUUGCGAAUACACGACGUCCAAGCUAUGGCAUUGCAGGACCGUGAACAAGCGUUACAAAAUGUGCUCCAUUUUAUAGCAGAGCAGCAGAAGUAUUGCCGUGACAGGGAAGAAUCAGACUCAAUGUCCUCUCGACCUGUAUCUGAAAUAAGAGAAUUACCUCCUCCAUAUGCAGCAGCAGAUUACGACGACGAUUCGAUAGGUCCACGUAGCGAGAUAUCAGAAGACAGGCAACGUCCAGAUUCUUUCGGCAGUUUUUCCGAAAAUGAUUCUAGCGAUAUAACUUCCGGUGAUAGACCAAAAAUAGUAUUGCGCGAAGCCGUUUCUGAACCAAAGUGUACACCGAGAUUCAUCGAAAGGGAGGAUCCUUACGCGGAGUCUGAAGAUUACUAUGAUGAAUUCUCUCAGGUGGAAAACGCAGAAAAUGAAGUAGAUGAACAACAUCUAUUAAAAGUGCAAAUAAAAAAUGAAAUAAAUAAAAGUAUCGACCCCAGUAACCCGUCCGAUUUGAAUCAGCCCUUACAGCAAAAGGACGAGAGACCUUGUGAUAUCGAAUCUAGUCGUAACGUAGACUACAAUUCUGCCUUAAAAGAGAACACGGUUAAUAUCAUGCUAAACAAACAAGUUACGUUAUGCGAAAGGGUAGAAUUGGAACCAAGUUUGACCAAAUCGCCGAGCUUUCCAUUCACAAGUGGAGAAACGGAGAUAUCCUUGGUCGAGGAAGUGUUAAGUGCUUGUAGGAGGAGCACAGGAAUUUUAGUACCCGUCCCCGAAGAAGAAGAAGGUUCAUCGCCCGAAACUAAUUCACCCCAGAUGACUGAAUCGAACACGACUAGCACUUCUACAGCAGAAACUGUGAUAAUAAGUAAUAAAAACGAUGGUACUCAGAGAGAAAUUAGACCAAGAAAUGAUAGAAGCCGCAUACCUACUCUCUUAGGUGGAAAAAGACCACCAUCUUCUCCAAACAGGACCAGGUCAAAAAUUCCUGUUGCAGAGAAAAGUCGCCCGGGUACAAUGCAAUCUCUUCCUACACCUGAGCCUAUCAUAGUGAGACAAGAGCACACGCUGAGCUUCCACGAGGCUGCCACGUCGAAAGACGUUAUUGACGAGCUUAACAGAAUGAUUCGUCAAAGCGAAGGUCCGGCUGCAGCGGCCGAGGUGAAGGUGAGUGACGAGAAAGCAUGCGCGAACAAAGACAACGCGUUGUGGGCGCCAACGGGUUGGGUGCACGUGGAGAAGGACAUAGAUUUCAGUGAUCCAAAGGCCCGUGCAAACCUGCUUGAUGUCAUGUUAGCAUCCAGCGACUCCUCGCCGUCGUCUUGUGGUUCAUCACCAGCAGAAGCCCCAGCGCCGUAUUCACGAUUGCAUCACCUACAUCGCUCUAGGAGACAGAAAACUGCGGCGGCGCUGCGUAGCCGCGGCCUCGCCGUGCUCCGCUUCUCGCGCUCCAGACGCCCAUCCAUCCUCGGCCGCGACGGCUUCUUCGUCCGCUACGGCGAAAGAGAACGCGACGCCGUCGCCACCUUCGAUUUCCUCGACGACCUCUCCGGCGGCUCCUCUCCGGACACCAAAGACUGUACCUAA
Molecule: messenger RNA, 3402 nt
Organism: Parnassius apollo (apollo)
Lineage: Eukaryota; Metazoa; Arthropoda; Insecta; Lepidoptera; Papilionidae
Source: the annotation of a GenBank genome assembly